AUGGCAAUUAAGUCAUUGGAAUCGUUCCUUUUCGAAAGAGGCCUGGUAGGAUCCUAUGCGAUUGAGGCGUUGAAUAAUUGUACCUUGGGUAUAGAUGUCAAUCAUUAUGUUUCCAGGUUGUUGACCAAUAAGAGAGAACAGUAUUUGGAUGCUAUUGGUGGUUUCCCUACCAGUUUGAAAAUGUAUUUAGAAAGCGAUUUGAAGAUAUUCAAAGAUUUUAACAUCACUCCUAUUUUCGUUUUCAAUGGAGGUUUGACUUACAACCAAUUAGAGGCAUCCGGCCACUUUACUGCAGCAUCUGCAUCCACAACCAUUUCUUCAGCUACUGCUUCUAGCAAUGGCUCCAAUGCUACAACAAGAUCGAACACUGAGUCCGUUUUGUUACAGAGAAACAGAGGUUGGACACAGUGGAAUAAUCUGAUUAGUUCGAACCAAAAUUCUUAUAUUGACCAGCCUAUUCAGCCCCAAGAACCUUUCAGACAUAACACCACAAUUGAAUCCAAGGCUUACCAAAAUGAUUUGAUCGCUUAUUUUAUUGAACAUGGUUACAUGUACCAAGUGGCUCCUUACUCUUCCUGGUUUCAAUUGGCAUAUCUGUUGAAUAGCGCUUAUAUUGAUGCUAUAUACGGCCCAACUGACUGUUUGAUGUUAGAUUCUGUUGAUAGGUUCAUCUUGGGCAUGGAAUUUCCUAAUAAAGAAUUUCGAUUCAUUGACAGGUCAAGAGUGAUGAAAGAUUUACGGUGCACCCACGAAGAGUUUAUUGAUAUUGCAAUGGCUGUAGGUAAUGAUUUGCAGCCAACAACCUUACCACCUUUGCAAAUUUACCCAGUUCCACAGUUAUUUGAUAUCGCUUUAGAAAUGGUUUUGAACACAGGCACAAACUUUUAUGCUUAUCAACUGUCCACACCUUUACAAAAUGAUUCGAAAGAGAAUGUUCAAAGCUACCAAAGGGGUAUAUCUGCGUUAAGAUAUAUGCCUGUCUUGAAGGAUUCAGGUAAAGUUGAGUUAUUUGUUCAAGAAAUCGUUGUUUCAGAGGAGGAGAAUGAAAAAAACAGUAAGGAUGAAAAGAAGAGUAAUCUUUCUUCACCAUCCUCUGCAUCAUCCAGUGCUUCUCCUGCUACUUCUGUGAUCAAGAAUAUCAACGAAAAGUCAGCCUAUGAAAAGUUCAGCUCCAAAGAGGUUAGGAAACCAAGGGAUAUUCCUAAUGAUGUUCAUGAUUUCAUCGGUCAAAUGUUACCUCAUGAAUAUUAUUUCUAUAGAUCGAUAGGGCUGGUUACUGGGAAAUUAUUUGAUGCAAUUGUCACAGGCGUUUAUCCUGAAGAACCUCCAUUGGGUGGAGGAUCCGCCACUUCCUAUAGGAAACUGGUUUGUAAGUCUGUUGAAAUAUUCAAGAAUAAAGAAAUUAAUUUAUUAACUCAACCAAUCAACAGAUAUUACCAAAUUAAACAAAUUAAACAGGUCAAGUGGUACGCGCCAAAUGAACCAAUUACUUUGAGCAAUAGGAUGUCACCUUCUAUGUUUGAGACAAUCAACCACUUACUUGUUAGAACAGAGGCUUCUCCUGAAAAAGAAUUUUCUAUUUUUGAAUUCAUUACAGCAAUAAAUGCCUCCAAUGAUAUGGCAAAAGAUUUUAUAUCUGAGAAGGUAAUUUUUCCAAACUCUGUACCAAUCCAAACCAAAUUAAGUUCACCUUUUGAUUUAUUGGCAACAAAUUUUUUAAGAUUACUGGUACUAUUGGAGUUUUUCACCUACGAUUUCAAGGAGAAAUUACUAAAACCCACUAAAUGGGGGAAAAUAUUUUUAAGAUUGAACGAGCUCGAUGUCGACGAUAAGUAUCAUGAAUCAGUGCUUAUCUUUUUGAUAUUUUUAAAAUGUGAAGUUUUAAAACUCGACGAGGAAGUUCAACCACCAGCUCCUUCGGCCUUAUCUCAAGCAACUCUUCGUUCAUAUCCUGAAGAAUCAUUGUACGUACUAUUGAUUACUCGUGUAUUAACUUUAUUCCAAGUUGAACAAAAACCGUCAAACUACCAUGGGCCUAUUGAUAAGAAGACGUUAAUUUUUAGAGACCAUCUUUCUUUCAUAAAGGAAAAUCUGAAUGAACUUUUUGAGGCCGUUUUAAUCUCAUCUUUAACCUCGGGUGAAUUUAAUAGAUUAUCAUUGGACAACUUUGGUUGGGCAAAGAAAAUUGUUAGACAUUUACCAUUUAAAUUGGAUUCUCCGAAUACUGUAAUGGCAAUGAUGUGGGAAUUCUUCCUACAAAAAUACCUGCACAAUGGUAAUGCCAAAAACGAUGCGUUGUCCUUAGUCGCAACUGAAUUCAAUACUUACAAAUCUACACCCAACCUUGAUGGACAGUUUGUUGAAUCCCAUAAGUUUCUACUCGAAAUUGCCAAAGUUAUGCAGGAAUUAAAUAAUGCAAAAUUAGUCGAAGAGAAUGAGUAUACGUUAUUCUCUAGAGCAGUUGAGUUUGCUACAACCGCUCUUUCCAGUUAA
Messenger RNA from Saccharomyces mikatae IFO 1815, 2493 nucleotides. It is a transcript of the gene MKT1, whose product is annotated as Mkt1p. Gene Ontology annotation, molecular function: 5'-flap endonuclease activity; 5'-3' DNA exonuclease activity. Gene Ontology annotation, cellular component: nucleus. NCBI's taxonomy places the organism in Eukaryota, Fungi, Ascomycota, Saccharomycetes, Saccharomycetales, Saccharomycetaceae. The transcript has a single exon. The record is from RefSeq and is a predicted model, not a curated record. Bases 1 to 2493 code for a protein of 830 amino acids. Gene Ontology annotation, biological process: mismatch repair; DNA double-strand break processing; DNA recombination.